CUUGUCCUCUUCCUCUCUUCUUCCAUCUUCUCUUCCUUCAACUCUUCUACGUCGUCUUUUCUACUCUCUCACUCGUUUUCUCUAGUCGAAAACUAUGGCUACUCUGACGGAUUUCGUGGACUUCUCUCAGUUGUCCCUUCAGGUGACUGCGCUGUCCAUUGCCUUCAAUCCUAUCUUUUGGAACAUUGUUGCUCGUGCUGAGUACCGGAAUCACUUCUUGACUCGUAUAUUCGGUAGCCCCUAUUAUGGAUGCUACUUCCUCGCAUUCGCCAUCUUUUCUUUAGGCAUUCUGCGUGACCACCUCUACCAAUUGGCUCUGGCUGACCAGCCUUACUACGCCCCUGUGCACCAACCGAUCCUGGGAGCUGUCCUCUUUGGCUUUGGCUCCGUUCUCGUUUUGUCCAGCAUGUAUGCUCUUGGCGUCACCGGCACCUACCUCGGAGACUACUUCGGAAUUCUGAUGGAUGCCCCCGUCACUGGCUUUCCGUUCAGCAUCACCGGCUCCCCCAUGUACUGGGGAAGCACCUUGAACUUCCUGGGAGUCGCUCUUUACCACGGCAAGGUGGCUGGAGUCGCAUUGACGGCCGAGGUCUUCAUCUUGUAUUGGUUUGCUCUCCAGUGGGAAGAUCCUUUCACUGGCGAGAUCUACGCCAAGCGCGACCGUGAACGUGCGAAGCAGGCCGGCAAGAGCCAGUAAAUGGCAACCGGCCUGGCCUGUGAGACAUAAGACCAGCACCAUGUGCUGAAAUACCGAGACUUAUUGCAAGGUUAGAUAAGGACUUCAACAAUCCACAACCUUUGCAUUUUCAUGACAAGAAGCGUCAAUCACUAGACGUUUUGACGAACUGCUUACGGGUCCAUGAGUACAAUACCACUGAGAUACUAUUAAUCCUCAACGAUCGAUCAAAAAUUCCCGGGAUUGGUAGAAUGAUUCACCUCCCUGGAACGCUGUUUGAAUAUAGACAAAAAGAAAAUUUGAGAAGACAUCCUGUGUUUUGUAUAUAUUCCUCUUUGUUGAAAUAGCCACAUUCCCCCCCCC
Aspergillus ruber CBS 135680 is the source of this 1039-nucleotide messenger RNA. Its product is annotated as bifunctional phosphatidyl-N-methylethanolamine N-methyltransferase/phosphatidyl-N-dimethylethanolamine N-methyltransferase. Gene Ontology annotation, molecular function: S-adenosylmethionine-dependent methyltransferase activity. The transcript has 5 exons. NCBI's taxonomy places the organism in Eukaryota, Fungi, Ascomycota, Eurotiomycetes, Eurotiales, Aspergillaceae. Bases 95 to 697 code for a protein of 200 amino acids. Gene Ontology annotation, biological process: phosphatidylcholine biosynthetic process. The record is from RefSeq and is a predicted model, not a curated record.